AUGGACUAUAAUAGGAUGAACUCUUUUUUAGAGUACGCGAUCUGUAACCGAGGGACCAGCGCCUACCCCGGCCGAGGCUAUCACCCUCUGGAGGCCGGGCCCCUGGCCUCCUACCCGCCCUGUUCGGGCUCCGCCGGCGACGGCUUCUCCCCCGACGGACGCUACGGGGGGACUCUCCUCCCGCAGGGCCCCGGCUACGCCCCCCAGCCCCCGGCCGGGCUGGGCUCCCCCUUUCCCAGCUCUUCGCCCUCCGGGUACCCGCCGGCCCCCUGCAGCCCCGGCUAUGGGCCCUACCAGUCCUACCCGCUGGGCCCGCAGGACGGGGAGGGCCAGCUCUUCCAGGCCUUGGGCUUCGGGGCCUCGGCCGACGGCUACGGGCCCGGGGGCGGGGCGGGGCCGGGGGUCGGGCCCUACCCUCCGCCCCAGCCCCCCUACGGACCAGACCAGCCGGGCGGCUUCGGGCCCGGCUCCUUCGGGGAGCUCCUGGGCCAGGAGAAGGAGCCGCCCUGCCAGCCCCCCGCCCCUGCCCCCGCCCCCGCCCCGGCCCAGACCUUCGACUGGAUGAAAGUGAAGAGAAACCCGCCUAAGACAGCCAAGGUGCCCACCGAGUUCGGGCUGGGCCCGCCCAGCGCCAUCCGCACCAACUUCACCACGCGGCAGCUGACGGAGCUGGAGAAGGAGUUUCACUUCAACAAGUACCUGAGCCGGGCGCGGCGGGUGGAGAUCGCCGCCACCCUGGAGCUCAACGAAACCCAGGUGAAGAUCUGGUUCCAGAACCGGCGAAUGAAGCAGAAGAAGAGGGAGAGAGAGGGGGCCUUGGCCUCAGCGAGACCCCCGGGUUCCUCCAAGGAGGCGGCCGGAGACGGCUCGGAUCAGUCGGCCUGCACGUCCCCCGAGGCCUCGCCCAAUUCCGUUACCUCCUGA
Molecule: messenger RNA, 924 nt
Organism: Tachyglossus aculeatus (Australian echidna)
Lineage: Eukaryota; Metazoa; Chordata; Mammalia; Monotremata; Tachyglossidae
Gene: HOXB1
Product: homeobox B1
Exons: 2
Coding region: 1-924 (307 amino acids)
Biological process (GO): regulation of transcription by RNA polymerase II
Cellular component (GO): nucleus
Molecular function (GO): RNA polymerase II cis-regulatory region sequence-specific DNA binding; DNA-binding transcription factor activity, RNA polymerase II-specific
Source: RefSeq, a predicted model, not a curated record